Molecule: messenger RNA, 255 nt
Organism: Miscanthus lutarioriparius
Lineage: Eukaryota; Viridiplantae; Streptophyta; Magnoliopsida; Poales; Poaceae
Source: the annotation of a GenBank genome assembly
AUGGCUGCGACGGCCGGCGGCGGCGUUAGUGGAGGGGCUAAGGCGGCGGUGGCGGAGCAGAUAGCACAGGCAGUGCGGUCCACCUCCAACCUCCUCCAGCUCAUGGAGCAGUCCUCCCCCGCGCAGGUCUCCCGCCUCCUGUCCCCAUCUCGUCUUGGUUGGUUCUCGAGUGUUCCGGUUAUAUGCAUGAUUUUACAGCCGUUUGCUGAUCACAAGAAUCAACUGGCUUUGCCAAAUUUGUGUGAAAUUGACUAA